AUGCCGGUCGGGGGUCAGCGACGAUUAACAACAACGAUUUUAUCGUCUUUGUGUUUAUUAAUACCAAAAAUGUGUUUGAAACCUCCAAUUUGUGAACCAGAUUUUAGUUUAUAUUCAGAUUUUAUAAAUGUUGACUCAAUACCUUCAGAACUAAAACUGUGGAAAAGAAAAUGGAUCGCAUACAAAGAUAUAGAUCGUCCACAUGCAGCUGUAGAAUCAUUAAAUUAUUGUAAUCCUGAACUUUUUCCAAAUAUUCAUUUUCUAUUAAAAGUACUAGCUACACUACCGGUUUCUACAGCAACUCCCGAUCGAACUUUUUCGACAUUAAAACGCGUCAAGACAUUUUUACGGAACUCUACAGGACAAGAAAGACUAACUGGCCUAGCUCUAUUAAGUGUCCAUAGAGAUGUUACGGUUAAUCCCGAAGAAGUGUUAAACCGGUUUGCUCUACAAUAA
Metopolophium dirhodum (rose-grain aphid) is the source of this 456-nucleotide messenger RNA. RefSeq names its product 52 kDa repressor of the inhibitor of the protein kinase-like. The coding region runs from base 1 to 456 and encodes 151 amino acids. NCBI's taxonomy places the organism in Eukaryota, Metazoa, Arthropoda, Insecta, Hemiptera, Aphididae. The transcript is spliced from 2 exons. Gene Ontology annotation, molecular function: protein dimerization activity. The record is from RefSeq and is a predicted model, not a curated record.